AUGAAUCCUUCUUUUGACUAUCUCUUCCUUCCAGAGCAGUGCAAAGCCCCUCCACACGUGAGGAAACACUCUGUAUCCAAAAGCUUGCGCCACCUCUUCCAGCCCAACAGCAAAUUUGUCAAAAGUUUGAAACGGUACAUAAGUGCUUUUCUGGUCUCCCUUUACACCUCCAUGUAUUGUAUCUCCUGCCUUCUUCCAUCUUCACUUUCAUAAGAUCAUUUCUUUUGACCCCAAUAAAUGCUACAAAUGCCACAAAAUAUAAUCUCAAAUGUAAUUCUACCUAUAGGCUAUUGUUAGAAUUAAUAGUUCAAGGAGGCCACCAUUUUGCUGUCUUGAAUUAGCGACUUUUGAGAAUUGUUCAAAACUAAGUGACUCUGCUUUGUCUCAAUGGUCCUCCAGAGGUCUCUAUUUGACAUGUAUAUUUUACCAAGACGACAACGUCCUGGUGACGCCUGAGGACCAGAUCCCCAUCGUAGAGAUAGAUGACUCCUACUCCAGCUCACAGAUGCAGGACUUCCUAUGGUUCACUAAGGUAACAAACGUGCUAGUGCCAUUCCUCACGUUUCACAUUUUACAGUUUCCACUGGUAUUUAGAGUUGGUACUUUCUGGUACUAACAGUACUUCAAAGAAUUCUACAAAAUUUCUAACAUGCUAACAACCUGAUACCUAAUGGUACCCAGUGGUGCUUGAUUUACUGAGUCCUAGAGGUAAUACACAAAUAUAGGUUGUUACUUUGCGAUUACCAUUUUACCCUUUACUUUCUAAUACCUGGUAAUUUCUGUAGCGUAAAAGAAAGUGCUUGUGUAUCGUCCAUCCCCAGGUGUCCUACCUAUGGGAGGAGAUUCCGUGGCUGCAGCAGUGUCUCAGCCCCUCCCAGUCUUCCUGCUCCUGCACCCUCCAGACACGCCUCAAGAUGCUGCAGGCCGUCUCCCAGCUCCAGGUACUUCCUAACCCAUCAAUACAGUUAUAAACAUGACAUAACACCUUAAUAACACCUUAUUACCACUCAUGGUUGUUUAUGACUAGUUACAACUGAUAACAUGGUCAAAACCAUCCAAUCUUCAUCAACACCAACAACUCUUAGCCAAAACCAUUAAAAAUUGAUUAACAUUGGUCAGAACCAUCAAAUGUUAAUUGAAACCAUCAGAUUCUGGUCAAAACCAUCAAAGGUAAUCUGUCUUUGAAAGUGUAUUUUUGGGGAUGUUUUUGCAGGACAUGCUGGGAACUCAGGACCUGGGUCAGGUUUACUUUGAGCCAAUCAAAGAUAAGCAUGGCAACACCCUGCUGGUGUUGCUGAGGGACAUGAACGCAUGUCCCAGUCUGGACGGAAUGAAGUGGACCCAGCUGUGUAAGCUCCAGCUCCAACGCAAGUCCAUCACGUCCCCUGAGGAGCCCACGGCCUUGGACAUGCUGCUCAUCACCCUCCAUGUAGGUCCCAACCCAUUACAAUCACUGGUGUUUGUAGCUUAGCACUGUAGCAUUAGCGACACUGACACCCUUUUUCUUAAACAUUUCAGAAUCCCCAGGGACUAACAUGGAAUAAUUUGUAAUAGCUAAUUGGAUUGAAUUUGGAUCGAGUUUGAAUCUGAGGAUAAUGAUGCGAAAUAUGCAUCGUAGCUAUUUGUAUUCCUGCUAGUACUUACAGUAACUGCAUUUCAGCAUACAAAGAGGCUAAGGUUCCAUUCAUGCCAAACCAAAAUUACAAUGUUUAAACUGUUCCCUACAUUUACCCUUCACCACAUUGCAUGCGAUUAUUUUCGUUGUAAACACACAUGGCAAUCCGCUUCCUGUCAUGCCUACAUGUCACUUGUAUCUAAGUAGUCUAUCAAGCUAGUCCAGUUGACUCACAGUCACAGCGGACAUGUAAAUGCUAGACAAUGGAUCCAUGCCAGCAAAACAGCUCCCAUAAUUAAUUUUAUGCUCAAAUUCCCUGAAACGCCAUUCAUUUAAAUGAGAGUAAUUAGAAUAGUUGAGUCUUUCAGACAUAUUGGGUCGAUUGCAACAGACAGGCAGAAUUUAACGCACACCCAAGUGGCGCAGUGGUCUAAGGCACUGCAUCGCAGUGCUAGCUGUGCCACUAGAGAUCCUGGUUUGAAUCCAGGCUCUGUCAUAGCUGGCCACGACCGGGAGACCCAUGGGGCGGCGCACAAUUGGCCCAGUGUCGUCCAGGGUAGGGGAGGGAAUGGCCGGGAUGUAGCUCAGUUGGUAGAGCAUGGCGUUUGCAACGCCAGGGUUGUGGGUUUGAUUCCCACGGGGGGCCAGAAUGAAAAAUAAAAAAAGUAUGUAUGCACUCACUAACUGUAAGUCGCUCUGGAUAAGAGCGUCUGCUAAAUCACUAAAAUGUAAAUGUUAAUGCUGGACCUGCAUGUUAAAACAAACGAUUUUGCAAACAAAAACCCUCAAGAAUAAGCCAGCAUAUCAGUUGAUCUCUUAUUGUUACCCUGUCAAGUGAUUAUGCUGCUAGACAGCUGCGUCUAGGUUCUCUACUCCCGCCCUCAAGGAAAUAUUGACCUAUCAGGUGUAUUGGAAACCAUAAGGCUGUUGAAUGUAAAAAAUAUUUAGAGUAUAAUAAGAAUAUAGAAUUAGUAGGCCUAUAUUUUAUUCAAAUGUUUCACCUUAAAUGGCAAAAUGAUAUAAUAUGUGUAAUUUGAAAUAACUUUAUUAGACUACAUUUGAUUUUAAAAAGUAUAUAUAGAUAAUAUAACUCCCCCGAUCUUGAUAAGACAUUACCAUACUUUUUAAAGACAACUUUCUUUUUAAAGACAAGUUGUAGUUAAUGGAUUACAUAAAUUCGAAACGAAAAGGUGUCGGGUAAAUUGCCACAUUAGAUUUGCCGUGGUAAACGAGAAAAUACUUUAUUUCAGUUGUACGGAAUUAUUGUCAAAUAGAUAAAUCACCCUUAGUCUGCUAACAAAGCAGGAUUCAUUUGUUCCGAUCAUAAUACCCACCAGAGGUCGAAAUUGUCUUGAAAAAUGUUGACAGCAAUCAGGACUAAAAGUUCCCCCCAGCAUCUGCUUUAGGGACCGGUAAAUCAGUGGCCAAUGAUGGAGGCAAUUGAGAUCAGCUGUGCGGGUGAUUUUACCUUGGUUUGAUGGUUUAACGAGAGAUUACCUUGUGUUAGUACGCUGGCCAAUGCUCGUUGCAAUAGACCCUACAUAUCCAGAAAGGCUCAUCUAAAUACUAUCAAAUAAAAGUUCAGUGGUCGCUUACACGGUUUAGAAGAUGUUGCAGCGAAAUGCUUAUGUUACUAGCUCCUAACGAUGCAGUAAAAUGUCAAACACAAAAACAUUUAGAAAUAAAAAAAUCUAGAAAUGUCGGAACAAAUCCAAUUAACAAUCAGUUUGUCGCUACCAAUGCUCUCUGAAUAUGAAUUAGAGUAAAUGUUUGUUUCUGGUGAACCUGAUACCAGCCGAUCUGAUGUUGUUUUGUUUGCCCUGCAUGUUGGUUUGGGGUUUUCAUUCCAAAAACAAUGGCUGGAACUUCAGUAUAUGUUAAUAUAUAAUAUGAAUGUGAAUAUUAAUAUAUAAUGAUAUAUUGAAUACAAUAUAAAUAUAGCUUAUGAUUCCAAAUAUGAACAAAUUAUAUAAUCGAACAAAAAUCAAAUGCAUUAUAUGGUUAUUAUUUCAUAUUAACUUAAACCCCCAAAAUAACCCGAUCCUCAAAGCCCUCAAAGCAACAACAACAUUUAAAUAAAUGACAUCAAAAUACACAAUAUCAAAGGCAAUCCCAGACGCCAACAACAGCUGUCUCAUGUCUUUCCCAUCUGGUUCCCGUCAUUAUUUCAGGAGAAGCUGGCAUACCACAGACGGAGCAGGAAGCUCCUCUCCCCAGGCCUCUACCUGGGCUACCUGAAGCUGUGUAGCUCCAUGGACCAGAUCAGAGCCCUGGUGCCUCAAAAGCUGCCCAAUGUCCUCUGUCACACCAAGAUACGAGACAACUGUAAUGUGUCUAGGUGAAGUACCUGGCUAUCCCGGUUUAUCAGUGAAUUUAUUGGUUUUCAUGUUACGGUAUUGUUAUUGAAAUACUAGCCGUUGUCUGUAAUACUGUAUAUAUGUAACUGUUUGUGUGUGUGUGUGUGUUUGUCAGGGAGGAGUGGCAGUGGCUGCAGGCCCUCAGUUCUUUGGAGGAGUCUCUGGAGAUGGACCAGGAUGUCCAGAGCGCUCCACACCGCCUCCUACAGGACCUACGCAGUGCUGCCAAGGACCUCAUGGCCAACAUGAACAUCCCCGUCAGCCAGGUCAGCAUCCAUCCAACACACCCAUCCAUCAAUUAUUGCUUAUUAUCACUGGAUAAACAUUGUAGAUCCUGAGCCUUCCAAAAAAUAAUAAAAUGGCAGAAAUACCCAAAGAUGACCGCAGCAAAAACCUGUAGUAAUAAAAAAUAUAAAACAAUAUUUAAAAAACCUUUAGGUGUAAUACAUUUUAACCAUCCAUCCAGCCAUCCAUUUCUUACAUCCAUACUGUAUAUCCAUCCACUACAUGGCAAUAAUGUCAUAGUUGUGACUCAGUAUGCUGUCCCCCUCUUCCAGGCACAGGACUUCCGUAUCUAUGCCCAGGAGGUGUUGGAGUUUGGGGACAAGGUGUCCUUCCUGCUACUGCUGCCCCCCUCAGACGACGUGUGUACGGCCCCCGGCCAGAACAACCCCUACUCCCCCCAAUCAGGCUUCCUCACCCUGCCUCUGCAGGUCUUUGAGCUGGGUCAGUACUGCUCUGUCUAGUAGGAUUUCCUUCUUUCUUCCCAAUACUGUUAUUUAUUCAACUAUGUUCAUUCAGUUGACCUCAGAUUAUUAUUGUGACUUAAAAUAGUUUGUACAGUUGACUUCAGAUUAAUGCUUGAGACUGUUGUGACGGUGUGCACUAAACCCAAAGCAAUUAAAAGUCAUUAAAAAGUUAUGUGAAACUUAUCUGAAGUGCAUAAAGUGCAUUUGGAAAGGUGAUAGUAUUUUUUAUCUGUGAGUUAUUUAGUAUUUUUUCUUUAGAUAAUAGGUCUGUGUUGUGCGCUUUUCUAUCCUGUCCCCUCUAUAGUUCACUUUGAUGCCUACUGCCCCAGCUUCAUAGGGCAGUACUGCCGUGUGUCUGCCCUGCUGGAGCUGGAGUUGCUCAUGUCCCAGCAGACCCUGAGGGAGGCCUUCUCAGAGACGGAGCUCCACGCCGCCAAGCAGAAACACCAGCAGGUCCAGGAGCACAUGCAGGUAGAUGGGAGUCCUAGCUGAGCUAACCGUAACCCUGAUAUUCUGAUAUGGAUUUAGUCUCCAGGUGCUCAAUAAUAAUGACUAGAGACAUAUAAGGGCUAAGAUAGCAUCACACAAGGAGCUAAUAGAAUACGGCUCACCUACAGUUCAAUCAUAGCACAUGGCGUUUCAAAGUGCACUAAAAGUAAACGAUUUUCCCCGCGCGUUUCCCCUUACUACAGCAAAUGGAGGAGGUGUGGCGGGAGGCACGGUGGAUUAUGGAUGCUCUACAGUAUGCCCGCUACAAGCAGCCCACAGGGGGCAUUUCCCUGGCCUGGAUCAUCGACUUCUCCAGGGACUUGAUGCCUGACACGCCCUGCUCCACCUCCUCCCAGCCAGACUACCUGCCCUCGCCUAUGCCCUCCCCCGAACCCAGCCGCAAGCACUCUGGUGAGACCCAGAGAACUUAUCUUAUAGAGGAGAGGGAUAGGGCCAGGAGUUUUUCAUUCUGAAAACAUGGUCUUGUGGUGUUGGGUCCGGGGGAGGGCAUAAAAUAAAUUAUUGUUUGUGUGUGGGUUUUACAAAAGUGAAUGGUUGUGUGUGUUUUACUUAAAAGGGAAUGAUUGUGUGUGUUUUGUUUCUCCCUCCCAGUAGACUUCCACGGUCUCUCUGACGAAGAGGGUUCCUCUGAGGUCUUCCUCACCACCGACAGUGACUACGAUUCCAGCCGUGCCCAGAGCCUGCGCGAACUGGACCUGCUGCCCCCCUCCCCCCUCUCCUCCACCAGUGACAGUGUGGGAGGAGGGGGUGGAGAGGGUUCAGGGAUGGGGGAGCUGAGGGACUCCACCCCAGACGUCCUCCAGGCCUCGGAGCCCCAGGCGGGCACUGCCGGCGAACGACGGCUGAGCGGAGUGGGGCCCGGGGGGGAGAGGCAAAGGGACAGCGACUUCAUCCUACCCAGCCGGCAAAUCGAACUACUGAGGAUCACGGAGAAGAGGCAAGCCUUCUGUGUGAGAACCAGUAGUCUUGAAUUCCCCUCUCCCUCUGGUGGUCAUCCUGCCCACUCACCCUCACCAUCGCCAUCCUCCUCCGCCCACCACCGCUGGCACCGACCCUCCUCUGUGGACCGCUACUGCCCUACUGAGCAGUGCCUGCCAAACCCCGAGCCCCUUGCCCGCACGCAGUCAGAAGACAGCGGCACCCAGAGGCUUUCGGGUGCCCCCUCGCCUGGUACCCACAGGAAAGGCUGGACUGCCACGCUACGGGUGUACCCACAGUACCGAACCAGGCUACCCAAGGAAACCAGCGUGAAGGUAUGGGGAACUUGGCUUGAGGAAGUAAAGUUUUAAUGAAUUGUUGUUCAUUUUUGGGUAACUCUUUGAUUUGGAUAUCCAAUUAUAAAACUGUCAUAACUCUGCCCCAGUUAUACCAUUGAAACCCCUUUUGACCAUUCACGUUCUGUUUAAUCUGAUUGCCUGUGUUCCUCUCUCUCUUCCUCUCUCUACCCCUCCCCCCAUCUCUCUGUCUCGCUGUCUCUCUCCCUCCAAGCUGCGGGUGACCCCAGGCACAUCGGCCAGGGAGAUGGUCCAGCUGGUGGUGCAGGAGAUGAACGCGGUGUCGCGGCGGCUCCUCGGAGGUAGCAGUAGUAAUGGAGGGGGAGCGGAGGAUGAGCAGUGUAUGUACAGCCCUGAGCAGCUGGAGCACUUUGGCCUGGUGCUGGUGGUGGAUGGCAGGGAGAAGUGGCUCCAGGAUGGCUUCUGUCCCCUGGAGCUACAGAACCCCUGGCUCCGGGGCAAGCUGUGCGUCCGCAUCAAGGAGUACUCACCCCUGGCACUGCAGUACAGCAGGGCGACUACUGUCUGA
Messenger RNA from Coregonus sp. 'balchen', 7034 nucleotides. Lineage: Eukaryota; Metazoa; Chordata; Actinopteri; Salmoniformes; Salmonidae. The record is from the annotation of a GenBank genome assembly.